Molecule: messenger RNA, 1149 nt
Organism: Psylliodes chrysocephalus
Lineage: Eukaryota; Metazoa; Arthropoda; Insecta; Coleoptera; Chrysomelidae
Source: the annotation of a GenBank genome assembly
AUGCUUACAAAAAUUAGAAGUGAACAAAGUAUCGCUAUCGCUGUUGCUUCUUCUGGAAUUGCAGCUACCUUAAUCGACGGAGGCAAAACGGCUCACACUGCCUUUAAAUUACCUCUAAACAUGAAUCAUUUGGAUAAUACUCUUUGUAACAUCUCUAAGCAGAGUAAUAUGGCACAUGUCCUUAGAGAAGCGAGACUAAUUAUAUGGGAUGAAUGCACUAUGGCUCACAAGAAUGCUAUUAAGGCUCUUUACAGAACGCUUAAGGAUUUAAGAAGUUGUAACCAAAUUAUGGGUGGAAUAACUGUUUUUUUGACUGGUGACUUUAGACAAACAUUGUCUGUUGUGCCACGAGGCACAGAGCACAGACAAACACGUCCACUUCGAACAACGAUAUACAAUACAAGUAAUAUAGGUGAUGGACCGAUUUCGCAAGUUGAAGGAAGAAUACAUAUUCCGGAUAGCCUUGGUAAUAUUGUUGGGGAUUUAAUCACCUUGACUGAUAAAAUAUACCCAAAUAUCCAUCAAAUUAAAGUUGGUUACACUUCGUGGUCAAAAGAAAGAGCUAUUCUCGCUCCAACAAAUGACUCCGCAAAUAUCAUUAAAAACUUUCUUUUAGAGAAGCUACCAACUGACCAUAUAAAGUAUGAAUCUGUGGAUACAGUAGUCGAAGUAGACAAUGCUGUUCAUUAUCCUGUAAAGUUUUUGCAUACACUGAAUCCACAACGAAUACCACCUCAUAUUUUUAAUCUUAAAAUUGGGGCAUCAAUAAUGCUACUGCGCAAUUUGAAUCAUCCAAAACUAUGUAAUGGCUUUAGACUUCAAGUUAAAAGUCAGCAUAAAAAGGUUAUUGAAGCUGAAAUUUUAACAGGAAAAUAUGAAGGAGAAGUUGUAUUCAUCCAGAAGAUUCCUUUUAUUCCAACAGAUUACCAUUUUGAGUUCAAACGUCUUCAAUAUCCUGUCAGAGUUUGUUAUGCCAUGACUAUCAAUAAAGUGCAAGGGCAGAGUUUGAGAAUGGCUGGUGUGGAUCUGACAAGUGAUUGUUUUUCUCAUACUCAGUUUUACGUGGCGUGUUCAAGAGUCAGUUCAUUCUUUAGCCAGAAAAGAAAACGAAGAACGUUGUGCCCAGUGAAGCGGGCGGGUAUCAGCUAG